Effrenium voratum is the source of this 783-nucleotide messenger RNA. The record is from the annotation of a GenBank genome assembly. Lineage: Eukaryota; Dinophyceae; Suessiales; Symbiodiniaceae.
AAAUUCUGCGAUGCGUACGGUUUAGGUUUGAGGCCGCACCAACAAGAGCAAACCGGUGCCAUAACAUUUGAACGCAAACAUGAGUGACGACCUGGAUCCAGAGCUGGAGUACGUCUUGUUAAACAAGCGCGAUGCCAAAGUGUACCAGGUGCCGCCAGCAGCAUCUGCCUCUGGCCACAAGGCAUCAGACUGGAAGGAAGCCAUUUGGCGAGGGAAUGUGCGGGUGGUGGCACGCGGCAAGGAGGUGUCAAUACGUUUGCUGGACAGUGGCUCGGGCAAUCUAUUUGCACAGUGUGUGAUUCCCAACGCGCAGUACGACAGCUAUGUUGAGCGCGUGGUGGAUUCCAGCCGGUACUGGGUUUUGAAGAUAGUGAAUGGGCAGCGCCAUGCCUUCAUCGGCUUCGGAUUCAGUGACCGCAACGAUGCUUUUGAUUUCAAUGCCUGCCUCGCGGAUUUCAAGGCAAACUUUGUGGACAAGGUCCAUGAGGCCAGGGCUGCCGCAGAAAUGCCCACGAAGGACCUGUCGCUGAAGGAAGGGCAGACCAUCACAGUCAGCCUGCCUGGAAAAGGCGGCAGGCGCCGGGAAAAAGCUGCAGGCUACGAAGCUAGCAUGCUGGCUCCGCCGCCUUCAUCCACCGGAGCCUCCUCAAUUCCCUCAAUCCAGGCGCCCGCCUCCGCUGCCUAUGUGGCGCCUGCGCCUGCUGGGGACGCAGAUGACUUUGCGGACUUUGCGGACUUUCAGUCGGCAGCAGCCACUGGGUCCCAGUGACCCUUCGUGGGGAA